ACUCGCAUAUACUCUGUCUAAAGUUAAAAUACUAUAUAGUGCAGUAGAGAAGAGGUUUUUUAAGCGCGUUCUGCGGACGAGUCUAAUACGUAGCGCUGUGAAGAAAAGGAGCUUCUAGGCUGGGCCUACGCGCAGUGCUGUGGAGUGGGGGAAGUCCCCCAAGUUUUUGUACGAUCUCGAAAGACGUGCAAAAUUUUACACUCAGUAACUGAGAGUCAUACGACGAUAAAGACGUGCUGUGCAUUUCGGAAAGAGAGCUGUUGUUAUUUUGGAAAUUUAUUACGCAAAAUGGAAUUGCGAUCACGAAAAUCGUCAGAAGUAGUAAAUAUACUUUUGAAAUCCGCUGAAGAAAAUUUUGACAAUAUAGAUAAUUUGAGCGACAAAGGAGAAGACUAUUUAGAAAAACACUGCUCAACAGUGUCCGAGGAAGAAGCUGAAUCUGACAUAAAUGACUCGGGACAAAUUAUUGAUCCAGAUGAGAGGCAGUGUAAAAAGAAGGGACGUUUAUGUAAAUAUUUACGCGCAUCUAAUUUUAAAUGGUUGAUUAACGCACCAGAAUCUCGAGGUAGAUCAAUUAAAACAGAAUUUGACACUAUAAAAGCUAAAGCAAAAAGUGCUGCAAAAUCCGUUUCAAUACUGCUCGAAACCUAGUCUCUUCUUUUAUCAGAUGAUAUUUUAAAUAAAAUUAUUUUACACAAGAACAUAGAAAUCGAAUGGCAUCGAUAUAAAUUACUAACUGAAAAUAAAUUCAUACCAUCUUAUUACAACCAUAUGACUUUAAUGGAGUUUAAAGCUUUUAUAGGCUUAUUGUGUUGUGCUGGAUUCAAUAAAUUAAAUUAUACGAAUAUUCGACGUUUAUUAUCUCCGUUUUCAAUGCCGUUAUU
Molecule: messenger RNA, 884 nt
Organism: Solenopsis invicta (red fire ant)
Lineage: Eukaryota; Metazoa; Arthropoda; Insecta; Hymenoptera; Formicidae
Exons: 2
Coding region: 289-651 (120 amino acids)
Source: RefSeq, a predicted model, not a curated record